This is a messenger RNA of Harmonia axyridis, 6865 nucleotides long. Its product is annotated as kinesin-like protein KIN-7O. Gene Ontology annotation, molecular function: ATP binding; microtubule binding; microtubule motor activity. The transcript has 11 exons. Bases 168 to 6770 code for a protein of 2200 amino acids. Lineage: Eukaryota; Metazoa; Arthropoda; Insecta; Coleoptera; Coccinellidae. Gene Ontology annotation, biological process: microtubule-based movement. The record is from RefSeq and is a predicted model, not a curated record.
UUGAUAACAUGCGCAUUUUGACUAAUGUGCCAUACCUGCAUGCUCCUAGUUCGAAUCAGAACUAAACAGAAAAAAUUUAAAUCUGUCAUAUUAACAGAAGCGUAGGUUGAGUUUUUUUACAAAGAGUUUAAUCCUUGGCGUUUACCCAUGAAACGAAAAAGUUUAAAAUGUCUUCAGAUAAUAUAAAGGUUGUAGUGAGGGCGAGACCCUUAAAAAAAUGUAAUGUGCAAUUAGUGCCCUGGGUCAUUGAUGAUAAAAAAAUAUAUCAAACUGAUGAGGAUAACACACCCGUUGGAGACACUUAUUCUUAUGAUGAAGUAUUCAACGUAAACACUAAAAAUGUUGAUAUUUAUGAUACUGCCAUUUCUCCCUUGUUAAGAUCAGCUAUAGAUGGAAUAAAUUUGACUAUUUUUGCAUAUGGUGCUACCUCAUCUGGUAAAACUUUUACCAUGAACGGUAUACCAGAAGAUCCAGGCAUAAUACCAAGGUUCAUCGAAGAUUUAUUUAAUCAAGUAGAAUCAUAUUCACAUAGGAAAUUUUUGAUCAGGGUUUCUUAUGUAGAAAUAUAUAGUGAAAUCAUUAAUGAUCUGCUAGAUAAGAACAAUAAAGAUUUGAAAGUUCGUGAAGAUAUAAAUAACUGUGUAAGCUAUAAUCCUACAGAAAAAAUAGUAAAAACUAGUGCUGAAUGCAUGAAUGCAAUGAAAUUAGGGACGGUUAAUAGGACAGUAGGUGAAACAAAUAUGAAUUUGUUCAGCAGUAGGUCUCAUUCAAUUUUCAGAAUUGUUAUAGAAUCUGCACCUACAACAAGUGAUGAAAACGAUCCUGUUCAAGUAUCUCAUGUUAAUUUAAUAGAUUUGGCAGGGUCAGAGAGAGUGUCUCAAACAGGUGCUACUGGUCAACGGUUUAAGGAAGGGGCGCACAUCAACAAAUCACUUACUGCGUUGGGUUUAGUCAUCAAGCAGUUGGUUGAAAAAAAAGACUAUGUCAAUUAUAGAGAUUCUAAAUUGACUCGAAUUUUAUCUAAUUCUUUAGGGGGCAAUGCUGAAACACUUAUUAUUUGCAACAUAAAUUUGGAAUCACUUGAAGAUACUGCUUCCACUCUGAUGUUCGCCCAACGAGCUAAAGCUGUCAAAAAUAAACCGAAAGUUAAUGAGAUAAUGAAUGAAGCAGCGCUUACGAAAAAGUAUGCGAAAGAAUGUUCUGAAAUAAAAAAGCUUCUUGAUGUUGAAUUUGAGAAGAACAAACAGUUAGAAGAUGAACGAGAUAUGAGUAAUAAGAAGAUCAAAGAAUUAGCCUCACGUAUCAAAAGUUUACAAGAAAUAUUUGUAAGGAAAGAAACACUGCCUAGGUAUCCUAAGAGACGUCAUACAUUUUGUUCUCUUGGUGCUAUCUCAGAGGAGAGAGAGUUGGAAACCGCCUCAAAAAAUUGUCUUUCAAUAGUCUUAACAGAAAAUUCAGAUCUCCCUGUAUCUUCUAGCUCUGAAAAUUCUGAUUGUCUUCCAAGAAGAAACAACUGUUCAAAUACUAUACAAGGUCAAAAUCGGAUUGAAGUAACUCCUCCCAAAAAUUUAAGAGCUCGACUUGAAAUUCUUUCUCGGGAAUAUGAGGAACUUAUUGAAUACACAAGAACUGAAAGGUCAGAAAAUCAAAUAAGAUAUGAACAUCUUGUUAAUGAAUGUCAAGAUUUGAAAAUGCUUAUAGAGGUGAAAGAUAAACAAUUGGAGUCGGAACAAAAAAACGCUGAGCAAAUUAGAAUCGAUUAUGAAUUUAUGUUGGAAACACAGACAAAAAAAUUUAAAAGACGAGAAAUGGAACUUUUGGAACAAAUUAAAGGAUCAUCAACAAAACUGAAAGUUGAUGCACCAACUCCAAUUGAGAACCUUCCACUUCCAAACACUAUUACUAUCAACACAUUCGAAUACCAAGAAAUGUCCGAGCAAUUAGCAGAGUUAAAGAAAAAAAAUGAGGAUUUAGAAAGAACCACUCAAUCUAUCAAGUUGGAUAAUGAGGAGUUGAACAAAUUAAUUGCAGAUCUCAGAAACAGUGUUAACACCCUAGAAUUGCAGAAGUCUCAACUGAAAAUAAAAACUAACUCUCUUCAGAGUAAAGUUGUAGAUAUGGAAUUGAAAAUCAACAAUAGUGAACAUCAUGCAAACUCUGCGAAAGAUGAUGUUGACUCAUUGGUGAAAAAAAUAAGCGAAUUAGAAGGACAAAUUAAUGACAAAAAAACAGAAUUGGGAAAACUUAGAGAAGAGCUUUAUGAAUCUCAAGAUAAACUAAUAGAAGUUACUGAAGAUCUCGAUUUAGAAGAAAAGAAAAAAGAAUGUUUAGAGAAGCAAUUAUGUGAAGAGAAAAGGCUGCGAGAAGAGGUUGAAAUUAAAUUGGUUCAAUUGAGACAAGAAGUUGAAUCAAAAAUACUCAUUGAAAAAGAGUUACAAGAAGCUAAUUCCAAGAUGGCUCAAGAAUUAAUACAGACUAAUAUAGAGUUAGGCAAAGAAACAAAAUUACGAGAAAUAUCUGAUUCUAGAUUUGCUGAAGAACAGAAAUUAAGAGUUGAGGUUGAAUCAAACUUGGACGGACAAUUUAAAUUAGAGAUGACUGAAGGAAUGGAAUUAGAACAAGAAUCUGAUUCAAAAUCGCUUCACGAAAUGAAAUUGGGACAAAAAAUUAAAGAAAAUUUGGUCAGAGAAAUGGAGUUACGACAGAAAGCUCAAAUGGACUUGGCUAGAGAAAAAGAAAUGUUACUAGAAACCAAGCAAAAGUUGGCCGAAGAAGUAGAAAUGCGACAAGAGGUUAUGAAAAAUUUAUGUACUCUGAAGAGUAUCUUAGAACAGAAAUCUCAACACAACGACCUUUCAUGUGAGUUACAGCUAGAGAACUUAAAAUUUAAGGAAAGUUACCUAGAUAUGUCAGAUGCAGAAAAGUCAAUGAAUUCUACAGCAGAAUCAUUAUAUGAAUCAAUACAUGAAAUAGAUUCAGAGAACUUAGAGAAUUUUUCUUCUUCCUACUUUCAGGAUAAUAGUAAAGGUAGCAAUUUUAUGAGCUUCUUCAAUUCUUUCAUUAGUAAUGACAACGAAGCAUCGAAAUUGAUAGAUAACACCGAAACAAUAAGUGAAGUAACAGAAGUAAAAUAUGAAAAAAGUAUGAAUGAAAUUGAGAAAUUGCAAAAAGAUCUGAACGCUUUGAAGUUGCAAAGAGAAUCUGAUAUUAUAACAAUUAAAAAAUUACAAGCACAGUUGGAAGAAUAUAGCUAUAUGAAUCUCAGCGAUUCACAAAAAAUCGAUAAAACACACAAAAUUUUAGGGACACUGAAAUUAUUAGAAGCCGAAAAAGUUGAGAAUCUAUCACUAAUACAGAAUUUGAAAGAACAAUGGCAGAAUGCUAUGAUGAAUUAUCAGGAGAUGGAAAAUAAUUUCAAAAUGACAAGUGCUGAACUGAAAGGAAAAGAAGAAAAAAUUCAAAUGCUCCAGACUAAUAUAGACAAGCUCAAUGAAGAAAUUCAUUCUCAAACAAAUAACUCCUCUAUGAAUAAUUUACAUUCAGAGAACGAAAUUCUGAGAAUGCAAAUCGAAACUCAAAGAAAUGAACUUGACAAAUAUCUUGAUAGUUUGAAAGAUAAAGAAUUAGAAUUACAGAAUCUCAUGCAAGAAAAUUGUAUAUUUAGAGAACAAUUAGAAACAGAAAGAAUAAAAAUAAAACAGGAGAGAGAAGAAAACAGUAACAAUUCUUUAAAAAUGGAUUUAUUGGUGGAACAAGUUGAAAAAAUGAAUAUUUUAAUACAGGAAAAAGAUUCCCUCAUCAAUUCAUUGAAUGAAGAAAAAAUAAAUAUCGAUUGUUCCAAAACAGAAAAUAAUUUACAACAAUUAAAUAAUUCAUCAUUAUUUGCUCCACAGCAUGAUGAAAAGAAGAAUUCAUUGAUCGAAUUUGAUGAAACUAAAAUAACUGAAGGACAACCAAUAGAAACUGGAACAAUAUUGAAUUUAUGCGAAGAAAAAGUUGUUGAUCACUUAAAAAAUGAAAUAGAAAACUUAAAAAAGGAAAUGGAAAAUUUAUCAAAUUCGGUUCAAAAUAAAGCAGAAAUGAUUGCUCUUCUUGAAUCCGAGAAAAGCCGUUUAGAGAAAGAAAAAAAUUAUUUGUCUGAUAACAUUAAUGAUUUGAUCAUUCAAAUUCAAUCACAAACAAAUCGUCUUGAAGAACAAAGUGAAAUAGAAAGUAGAAUGGAAAAAAUGAAUGAAAAAAAUAUUGCGCUGAUUAGACUACAAGAAGAAACUGAUUCAAAGUUAAAAGAAGAAAGGGACAAAAAUGUGAAUUUCUCAAAUGAUAUUGAAAAACUCAGAAUGGAAUGCGAAAAAAUACAUUCAUUAUUAGAGGAAAAAGAAGUUAUUAUCUCAAAGAUUAAUAUAGAUAAAACAAAUUUGCAAGAAGAAAGAAAUAUCUUAUCUAACAAAAUAAGUGAUUUGUUGAAGCAAAUCGAACAAAAAGAAGAAAAUGAAAAAAAAACAAAUCAGAAAAUGAAAAAUCUUGAUGAAUUACUCAAAAAUAUUAGUGAAUUGCUGAACAAAGUUGAUAGCAUGAAAUCAACCAUUCACGAUAAGGAUGAGAUAAUUGAAAGCUUCAACUUGGAAAAAACUGAUUUAAAAAGGGAAAAAAAAGAACUGUCUGAUAAAAUUAUUAUUUUAAUGCAUGAGAUUCAAACCCAAACAGAUGGUCUCGAAAAAAUAAAUGAAAUUAUAAAAAGUAAAGAGAUACAUAUCCAAAAAAUUUCAGAGGAAAAUGAAUUGUUGAAAAAAGAAAAAACAUUGACUGAUUCAAAAUUAAGGGAACAAAAUGAAAAGAUAACUGACCUUUUGAAUAAAAUUGAAAAACUUGAGAUAGAAUCAAAUAAGUUACUUUCUAAACUUGAGGAGAAAGAAUUAAUUAUUUCAACAACAAUCCAAUAUGAGAAACUGAAUCUAGAAAAGGAAAAUUAUGACUUAAAUAAUAAAAUGAAAGAUUUAAUGAGUCAGGUUCAAACACAAACAAGGAGUCUCGAAGAACAAAAUUACAUUAUUGAAGGCAAAGACAUGUAUAUUCAAAAAUUUGCCCAAGAAAAUGAAAUUAUUAGAAAAGAGGUGGAAUCUAGAGAUGCAACAUUGAAAGAACAAAAAAAAUAUAUUGCAGAUCUUUCAAAUGAUAUUAACAAACAUCGUAUUCAAUUUGAAGAAUUACUGUUAGUGUGUAAGGAAAAAGAAUCUAUCAUUUCAAAAAUGAAUACUGAAAAAACUAAUUUGCUAGAAGAGAUCAAUAAAUUAUCGAUUCAAAUAAGUGAUUUGUUAGUACAAAUCAAACAACAUAAAGAGAAUGAAUUAAACUUGAAGCAAGACAGCGAAAAAGUAGCUGAUUUAUUGAAAAAAAUAAAAGAAUUACAUACUGAGGUUGAAAAUAUGACAAUUAUUAUUUGUGACAAGGACAAAAUUAUUACAAGCUUGAACUUUGAUUUAGAAGAUAAAAAAAGAAAUUCAUCCAACAAAAUUAAUGAUUUAAAAAUUCAGGUUCAAAAACAGACAGAUCUUCUUGUGGAACAAAAUGACAUCAUAAAAAGCAAGGAGGAUAAUAUCCAAAAAUUUGCAAAAAAAAAUGAAUUGCUGAACAAAGAACUUGAAUUUAUUCAAUCAACAUUGAAUGACUAUAAAGAGAAGAAUACUGUUCUUUCUAAUGAUAUUCUAAAACUCAACGUUGAAUCGAAAAAUUUACUCUCUGAAAUACAAGAAAAAGAUGUUAUUAUUUCAGAGAUAAAUACUUUGAAAAGUAAAUUAGAGGAAGAGAGAAAUAUUUUAUCUGCUAAAGUAAGUAAUUUCCAAGCUGAACAACUAAAUAAAGUUGAAACUAGGUAUGAUGAAGAAUUAGAAACUUUGAGGAAAAAUAACAGCGACUUGUUAGAUAAUAUUUUUUCUCUUACAAGUAUUAACACUGACCUUGAAAAUAAAGUGCGAGAUUUAAGAGGAGAAUUUUCAGAAAAAUUAGGGAAUCAUAUUAAGAAGCUGAAAGUAUUAUUUGGCAUAGAGGAAAAAAACUGGAAAUUUUGGGAGCAAAAGCUAGAAACAAAAUGGGAAGAUCUAAAAAAAAUAGAGAAUCUUGUAUCCACUCUUAUAAAAGAAAAAACUAUGCUUGUUGAUUCAAUGGCUAAAUUACAAAAUACAGAAAGAAUAAAUGAAAAACUUAGAUCUGAGAUUGAAUUUCAGCAGGAGCAAACCCAAUUUCUACAAAUAACACUAGAAAAAACUAAAAAAGAAUGUGAAAAUAAAAUAUCAGAUUAUGAGAAAAAGUUUGAAAUAGCUAAUAGUAAAUUGAAAGCCACAUACCUGGAACAUAAUCAAGAUAAAAAAAGAAUAGAGAAUUUGGAAUAUGAACUACGAACUAUGUCUAAGAAACUUAAACCAGUAGGAAAUUCAAAUCACAACAGUGAAAGGGAAGUUUCCGAUUAUAAAAACCCAGAUGAUAAAUGGAAACAGCAAAGGACCAGAGAACAUGAUAGUAGACGAAGUAUUGAUUUGAACACUUUAUGCUCCGAAUCAACUGUGGAUAUAUGCAAAAACUGUGAGAAAAUGAAUAAUUUGACUCAAAAAUUAAAAUUAGAAAUUUCACCAUUAAAAUCAGAAAUUUCGCAAUUGAGGGAUGGCAUGGAAACACUCAAUAAUAAGUAUGAAAAAAUGAAGAGACUAUGCCGCUUACGCAAUGAUGAAAAUAAAGAAUUGAUUAGGAAAUUAAAAGAAAAGAAAGAAGAUGACUAAUUGAUAAUUUUAAUGUUUGUGCCACGUUUUUUCUGUGAUAUUACAAUUAUGUAUUUUUAAUAUUUUAAUUAAUAGAUAUUUUUGUUUACAAUACA